Molecule: messenger RNA, 219 nt
Organism: Anthostomella pinea
Lineage: Eukaryota; Fungi; Ascomycota; Sordariomycetes; Xylariales; Xylariaceae
Source: the annotation of a GenBank genome assembly
AUGCCUUCUUCCAGCAUCUCACCACCAUCGGACCUGCUCAGCUACUCGAAGACCAUGCACAUGCACACCAAGAGACAGAUGGAAGCCGCCAACAUGUCAAACACCCGCCGUUCUCGAUCAAGCCGGUCAGCCGUCCCCAGCAUGCCCAACGGCUCCUCGUCGAUUUCAUCUUCAUCAUCGUCGAGAAGUGACGACGGCGCCCACGAGUACCACGACUAA